AUGUUUACUAAAUAUAUACAACAAAGAAUAAUAACACAUUUACUCGAUUAUGGCAAUAGUUUAAAACUAAAGGACAACGCACAACUAUUGAAGAACGAUAGUUUUAGAUGUUUCGAAAAUUGCAUGUGCUGUAGAUAUUUUGUUUGUUAUGAUUCACUGUUAGAGUUUAAUAGUAGAAACCUGUCGACUGAAUAUUCACUGUACAAAUACGACCGUAUAUCAAAUCUCUAUGUACAAGAUUCAAUGUUCAACUCUGAAUUUGAAAGUAAUGCAGGCCUACCGUUAUACGAAUUGAUAGGAAUGCUAAGUAAUCUACAAACACUGACAGUUGCUACUGAUAGUCCAAUCUUGGUUAAGGAGUUGCUCUGUAGAUUUCCAACACUAAAGAUCGAAGUCGCUAUAGAUCAAGAUUUAUCAAGUGAAAUAGUGGACUAUGACUUGUCUGGAGAUGAACGAUCGUCCAACAUUGAAUUUGUUCAUCUAAACGUCCACAAUGUUGAAGCAUACGACAGUUCUACCAAUCUCAAUCAAUUCGCAGCUGGCUAUCUUAAAGAGUGGAGAGCUAACUCCCUGCAAUUCCAAUACGGUGAAUUCAGUGGAGAGAUGAAACACCUCUCUUUCCGACUAUUGUUCAACCUGGAUUCACUCUCGAAAAUACAUAUAUUAAACGACAACGUUGACAUCUCUGAUUUAAUUGAAAUAGUAAAGCAGAGUCAUGUGGAAUGGUUCAGUUCACAUGUAUCCUAUUGCUUCCUGUAUAAAAUGGAUAGAAAUAUCAAUGGUAGCUUCGCACAGUUUGGGAACUGUGGAUGUAUGUCGUUCGAUGAUACCGAGGAGGUGUUUAAAGCAAAUGGAAUCGAACAUUGGACACAGUUUUGCAAGUCGCUCUCUAGCAAUACAACACUAAGAGAGCUGCAUCUCUCAUCGAGACAAGGUUCUCAUUCACACGAGCUGGUUGCCGACUCGGUUCAUUUUGCUUCAGAGUUACUGAGUGCUGCACUAUCAGCUAAUAAAACAAUGCAUACACUCGCCAUAUCAUGUCAAGUGUUGUCUAGCUCAUUCUACGAAGCACUCUCUCAUAACAAUAGCUCGAUUACUCAUUUGUACUUGUCACACUGUGAUUUGAAGCAUCUGGAAUACCUAAGAGAGAUGUUUAAACACACCCGAUCGAUACAGAAGCUUGCCAUUAUCAUGCCAUACGAUAAGAACUUUGACUAUACCGAAAAACAAAUGUCACGAGACCCGAAACUCAGAGAAACAAUUAUCAAACACGAACAAUCAAUCCUGUCAUUCCUUAAUACAUUGGCAAUAAACGAAACUAUCAGACACUUGGAAGUUGACUCUUACAGCAGGAUAUCAAGUGAGAUUUCAUCUAAAAUCAAUGAACAAUAUCUUAACGAAUAA
Molecule: messenger RNA, 1404 nt
Organism: Heterostelium album PN500
Lineage: Eukaryota; Evosea; Eumycetozoa; Acytosteliales; Acytosteliaceae
Exons: 3
Coding region: 1-1404 (467 amino acids)
Source: RefSeq, a predicted model, not a curated record